AUGAACAAUCAUGCAUUCAAAUAUGUAUUAAUUCAUAAGGUUAAAAUGAAAUAAUCUAAUCAAAAGCCAAAUCAGUAAGAGCAACUUCUGAAAUAAUAGUUGUAAAUCGAAGCUUUAUUGUCAAAAGCACUUGAAUAUUUCAUCAAUCCAAAAUAAUAAAAUGAAUAAUUAGUAGAUUCUUUGCUUCAGAUAUAAUUCUUUAAAAAUAAUUGUCCUGAGGGAACCCAACUUAAAGAUUUUGUUAUGCAAACAACAAAGCAUGCAAAAUAUGAGUGUUUUUCUUACGGAUAAAUCAUUUUCAACUAUGGAGACUUCGGUGAUAAGAUGUACAUUAUACUGAAAGGAUAAGCUGGGGUUUACAUUCCAAAGUCACAAGAAUAAAUCUAAGAAGAGUUGGCUUAAGAAAAUUUAAAAAAAAAUAGGAGGAUGCUUUUCUUAGAUGACCCACUGUAUGAAAAUAGGGAUAAUCCUAUUUACUAUUAAGAUGGCAUAUUUAGAUUCCAAAAAGUAUUUUAAUACAUAUCCGGAUAAUGCUUUGGAGAUGUGGCCCUGACCUCUGAUAAACCUAGAACAGCUAGUUUGAUAGUUCUAUCAGAUAUUUUGCAUUGCAUAUCAAUUAAUCGAAUUUAAUAUAAGCUAAUUUGUGAUAAGGCCAUUUAAGAAUAAAAAAAGGCUAUGAGUUUAUACUCCAAAAUAUUUCCUGGAAUCUAGCCUUUUAUUAUCUAAAAAUUUGUGUAGUAUUUAAGACCUAUCAAAUUUACUUCGCAAUCUAUCCUAUGGUAAGCAGGAGAUGAACCUUAAAAUCUAUUAAUUAUCGUAAGUGGAAGAGUCGAUAUCUAUACGAAAUUAGAUGAUCAGAAACAAUUAAAAAAUAGAGUUAUUCCUAAUAAUCUAUUUAACAUUGUUCUCAAGAAAGUUAUACUAAGUUAAAUAACAGAUGGAGGUGUUGUAGGUUAAGAAGAACUUAUAGAAGAAUUACCUAAAAGAAAGUAUAAUUGCCAAUGUGUUGAUAAUACUUCUGCCUAUUAUAUGGAGGCAGAGGAAUUUAGAAAAAUUAGGAAGAAUUUUCCAUAAAUUGUUAAUCUCUUAAAAGAAAUUUAAGAAAAAAAUAAUUAAUAUAUAUCCUAACGAUACUAAUAAAUGAUGUAGAGUAUUUAAAAUUGUUAAAAUUCAAUUGUUAAUACAACAUCAAAUCAAUAGACUCCAGUACCAUUUGAUGAACUUAUAGAUGUUUAAAAAAAACACAUUGAUUAAUCGAAAGUCUUACGAUCUGGAAAUAAAAAACUCUUGACUCUCUCUUAAAGUGUGAGAAGAAACUAAAAAGCAUUUCAAUUAAAAUACAAAGAUAAGUUACAAAAAGAUCUCCUUGUACCUAAUUCUGAAUUGCAAUAAAAUAUAUAAAAAGAAUAAGAAAAGCUGUUUUAUAUGAACAAUAGACAUCUCCAAUAAAAAAGUAAGUAAGAAUUGAGUCUCUCUAAUGAAAUUAAAAACUUUAAAUUAAAUUUGUCUAAAUCUUAAUCCAAAUUUAAUUAAACCGAAGAGAACUUUGAGAAUAUAAUUUCUUUUUAACAUUAAUAUUAAUUAACUGAUGGAUCUUCACUAUCUCCAUCCAAAAUAUUAUAGUUCUAUCAAUCAUCAAGAAGGGAAUCUUAUAAGAAAUAUCAAAAUUUGCUAAAUAUUUAACCAUCAAAUAAACCAAAUACACUCAAUAAAAAUAUUUCUUUAUCACUUCGCCAUUUCAACAGUCUUCAUUCUCAAAGUAAUAUAAAAAAACGGAUAUAAACUGAUUAAAGCGAUAUUAAUGAAUAAUAGCAUCAAUUGUUGUUUAUUACAUCUUGUAGAAACAAAUACGAAAAAUCUCCCAAAUCAUUCCCUAAGUUACUGUUAAUAGAAGAUGAUAACAAUUGA
Molecule: messenger RNA, 1908 nt
Organism: Paramecium tetraurelia
Lineage: Eukaryota; Ciliophora; Oligohymenophorea; Peniculida; Parameciidae
Exons: 4
Source: RefSeq, a predicted model, not a curated record